GAAGUGUAAAAGUGUUGUGAUUGAACAAACACCAAGUGCACAUGGAUAGCGUCAAGACCUUACAAACUUGAAAAAGCAACUGAGUAACGUUCCCUUCAUGGACACAGCAUUGCUGUUGGAGACGCAGGAGAGAGAGGCAGAGUCCUCUCAGGCGUUGAGUGACCACACAUCAGCCACCCAGCUGCUGAGGCUGCAAGUGGAAGACCUGCAGAAGAGACUGCAGGAGAAAGACCACAAACUCUCAGAGGCACAACAGAUUAUCAGAGGGUUACAAGACGAGAUUUUGGCUCUUCAGAGGCAGCUGGAGGUUGAGAGAAGGAAGUCCCAGGAUGCAGAACAGCAAGCCAGGAAACCACACAAGGUCCAACGCAACAGAGUUUAUAAGGUCAGUCAGCCCAGUUCCCCUUCCUCAAAGAACCAACACAAUGCCCUCUCAGAUUCUCUCCACAACGAUGCAGCAUCAGCACAGAGAAGGCUUUCGUUGAGGUCAUCAGUUAGACUGGAGGACUGGGGACCCAAACUCAACCCAGAUGGAGUGCUUUUGAUUCCACCAGUGGAGCAUGAGGAUGAGGAUGAUGAGGAGGAUGACACCAAUGAUGAUGACGAUGAUUACAUCCCUGAUGAAGUUAAUGACACUGAUGACAUCAAUGACAAUAAUGAUUACACCACCGACUGUCAGAGGACACAGAAAAGACCACUGCUAGCUGCUGGACAACCAAAGUACAAAGAGAAACACAAAGAAGCACAAGCACAAAGCACAAAGAGGACAUCCAUAGAAGCCCGAGCUCGUGAAUGCAGCACAUGUGGGAAACAGUUUGCAAAACCAUAUCUCCUUCGCAGGCAUGAAAAGGUCUUGCUGUUGGAGGCGCAGGAGAGAGAGGCAGAGUCCUCUCAGACGUUGAGUGACCACACAUCAGCCACCCAGCUGUUGAGGCUGCAAGUGGAAGACCUGCAGAAGAGACUGCAGGAGAAAGACCACAAACUCUCAGAGGCACAACAGGUUAUCAGAGGUUUACGAGAUGAGAUCCUGGUUCUCCAGAGGCAGCUGGAGGUUGAGGGAAGGAAGUCCCAGGAUGCAGUGCAACAGCAUGCCAGGAAACCACACAAGGUUCAAUUUAAAAGAAUUUAUAAGAUCAGUCAGCCCAGUUCCACUUCCUCAGAGCACGUCCACACUGACUUCUCAGAUUCCCUCCACAAUGAUGCAACAUCAUCACAGAGAAGGCUUUCGUUGAGGUCGUCAGUUAGACUGGAGGACUGGGGACCCAAACUCAACCCAGAUGGAGUGUUUUUGUUUCCACCAGCGGAGCAUGAUGACGAUGAUGACGAUGACGAUGGUGACAUCAACAAUGAUAAUGAUUACAUACCUGAUGAAGCUGAUGACAUCAACAAUGAUAAUGAUUACAUCCCUGAUGAAGCUGAUGACAUCAUUGACAUCAAUGAUGAUGAUGAUUACAUCCCUGAUGAAGUAAAUGACGCUGAUGACAUCAAUGAUGAUAAUGAUUACACCUCCGACUGUCAGAGGACAGAGAAAAGGCCACGGCUAGCUGAUAGACUACCGAAGUCCAAUGAAAAGCACAAGGAGCCACAAGCACAAAGCACAAAAAGGAAAUUCAAAAGAGUUCAUGAAUGCAGCACGUGUGGGAAACGGUUUGCAAAACCAUGUCUCGUCCGCAAGCAUGAACUUACACAUACUAAUGAAAAACCAUAUCCUUGCGGACUUUGUGGAAAGUCCUUCAGUCAGGAACAUUAUGUUACGAUACACUUUAAGAGGUGCCAUGACGAUGAACAGAGACGUGUCGUAAAAGAGAAGCAACAUCAAUGUCAGGAAUGCGGGAAAAUGUUUUCCUCAAGUUGCAACCUGAAAGUUCAUCAGCAGGUGCACACUGGAGAAAGGCCAAACUUUCCAUGUACACUCUGCGACAAGACAUAUUCCAGUCUUAGUAACCUGCGAAACCAUGAAAACGUCCACGCUGGCUUUAGACCCUUCAUGUGUUCUGAUUGCGGGAAGGGGUUUUUGUCAUCUGCGUGUCUAACGUUACAUAUGCGCAAGCAUACAGGUGAGAGACCAUAUAAGUGCUCUCAGUGUCCUAAGGCAUACGCUUGCGCAAGCAGGCUGAAAACACACCUCCAGAUCCACACCGGUGAAAAGUCAUUCGCCUGUCCAGACUGUGGCCUGACCUUCCUUAGGGCCUCAUGCCUCAACAGGCACAAGAUCACGCACACUGGGGUCAGGCCUCAUCUCUGCACAAUUUGUGGCCUGACUUUUGGGAGGGCCUCACACCUCAGCAGGCAUGCAAUUACGCACACUGGGGUGAGACCUCAUCUCUGCCCAAUUUGUGGAAAGACCUUCGGUCAAUCUGGCGUCCUCAAAACACACCUGCGUGUUCACACCGGCGAGAAACCGCACCGUUGCACCAUCUGUGGGGAGAGAUUCAGGUACGUACAGAUGCUCCAGACCCACCAGAAACGAGAGCAUUCUGGUGAAGAGAACGAGAAGAAUAGAGACCCGGAGCACAAGAACACAACAGCAGAAACCUGAACAACCUCAAACGCCAGACAUUUCAAAUAAA
Engraulis encrasicolus (European anchovy) is the source of this 2570-nucleotide messenger RNA. RefSeq names its product zinc finger and SCAN domain-containing protein 2-like. The coding region runs from base 98 to 2539 and encodes 813 amino acids. Gene Ontology annotation, molecular function: DNA-binding transcription factor activity; RNA polymerase II cis-regulatory region sequence-specific DNA binding. The record is from RefSeq and is a predicted model, not a curated record. NCBI's taxonomy places the organism in Eukaryota, Metazoa, Chordata, Actinopteri, Clupeiformes, Engraulidae. Gene Ontology annotation, biological process: regulation of transcription by RNA polymerase II. The transcript has 11 exons.